AUGGAGGCAGAUUGGGACGAGUUGGCGCGCAUUCCCAUGCCGCCACCCAGUCCACAUGCAAUGCCUACGAUCGCGACAGCAGUCGCGUUUGACGAUGUUAUGGAACUUCUUUGGACCGGAAAUGAAUAUGGUCGAAUCUCCUCAUUUUGCGGGCCUGAAUUAGGUCGAUACACCUCCGUACGAGCACACCCGGCCGCCGAAGGACCAGUGCGGCAGAUACUGUUCCACGAGCGAGGUGUGAUAUCGCUCUCUCCCAAGAGCGUGCAUAUGAUUACUCGACGCGGCCUGACACAAUGGCACUUGAAUCACGAGGAAAUGGUGGACCUCCGCUGCAUGAGCUUUACGGCGCAACUUAACCGGAUCCUCGUGGCCGGUUGUCAAAACGUGAUGUUCACGGUGGAUAUCGACAAGGGUACGAUUGUGGACAAAUUGCCUACCGAGUACAGCUAUACGCUUAUGAAGAAGAGUCGAUACCUGUGCGCUGCAACUGAUACGGGCUCCGUAAAUGCACUCAGUCUUGCGGACUUCAGUGUCGUGAAAUCGUGGAAAGCACAUGGGACGGCCGUCAAUGAUAUGGAUGCGCGGAAUGACUUACUGGUAACAUGUGGCUUUUCCAUGCGGCACAUGGGCGCUCCGAUCGUUGAUCCCUUGGCCAACGUUUAUGACCUGAAAACAUUGACGCCAUUACCUCCCAUCCCAUUUCACGCCGGGGCGGCUUAUGUCCGUAUGCAUCCCAAACUCCACACGACAAGCUUCGUGGCCUCGCAAACCGGUCAGCUGCAAGUUGUCGACCUCAUGAACCCCAACGCAAUCAACCUACGACAGGCCAACGUAUCACUUAUGCUUGGUCUUGAUAUUUCCCCAUCAGGAGAGGCUCUAGCAAUCAAUGAUGCCGAAUGCUCCAUACAUUUAUGGGGAUCUCCCACUAAGAUUCAUUUCAACGAAAUGAGCAAAGAAAUGGAAUUUGCCGAUGUCCCUACUCGACCGCCACCGAUUGACUGGUCCCCUGAUACCCCUCUGAACAUGGUAGGACUGCCCUAUUAUCAUGAGCGCCUCCACUCGGCUUGGCCUAGCCAUCUUGUCUUUGAGAUUGGCAGUCCACCUGCUCAGCUGGACCAGUCCCUGCUGCCGUAUCUACGCCCCUCUGAAGUGGGACACCAUGCCCCGAACCCAAGGAAAACCCGACGAAAUCAAGUAGAGAAUACACGCGCAUUGGCAAACGCGGAGCCGGCUCUUAUCGCUCCCAAGUUCUUAAGUGAAAAGGCUCGGGAUCACAGCAAGUCGAAACUAGAAAGCUCAGUUAUCGAUGCUGCCGAGGCUCUUGCAGGUGCAAAUAUCAACGGCGAGAGUGAUGACGACCCACUCCUGAAGUACAGCAACGUCGAGAUUAAGUAUAGUCGUUUUGGCGUUGACGAUUUUGACUUCCGAUUUUACAAUAAGACGGCAUUUUCUGGUCUCGAGACUCACAUCGCAAACUCAUUCACAAAUUCUCUCCUUCAACUCUUCAAAUUUAUCCCACUAUUCCGAAAUCUCUCACUCACUCACGCUGCCGGCUCUUGCAUCUUCGAACACUGCCUACUCUGUGAACUGGGAUAUCUAUUUGACAUGCUAGAAAAAGCAAACGGACAGAAUUGCCAAGCAACGAACCUCUUGAAAACAUUCAGCAGCUUCCGAGAGGCUUCAAAUCUAGGCCUCUUGGAAGAGAAUCUAACUAAUAAAUCUCUCUCAACCGCGAUUCAAGCCGUGAAUCGAUUUUUCUUGACCCAGAUAGCACACGACUUCCGCAUGGUUCAACCGAGCUCUGAGGAAUUGGAUCUACGCCUUUCCACUGUUGCAUCUGAAACAAUUCGCUGCAUGUUCUGUCAGCAAGAGACCGUUCGACCUGGCAAUUCCCUUGCCAAUGAGCUUUUGUACCCCAACAUGGACCCAAAGCAUGCGAGACGAAACCCUGCCUAUCGAUUCUCCAGUAUUUUGCGGGCGAGUAUUGAACGUGAAACGCAAAAUCGCGGAUGGUGCAACUAUUGCCGGCGCUAUCAACAAGUGAUGAUGCGGAAGACGGUGCAUAGAAUGCCUUUGAUUCUCAUGCUCAACGCAGCUCUUACGAAUCCAAUCUGUCGGCGACUAUGGGCUAUUCCUGGAUGGCUUCCCGAUGCGGUUGGCGUUCUCAUCGACAACGGACAGGUUGCUUGUUUCGAAGGAGAUGAACUCAAUUUAAGAAUACAGAGCAACACGCCUGGGCUUGUCGUAUAUGACUUGGUAGGCCUCGUCUCCGAGAUUGACAUUCCAGAACAUCAGAAACCGCACUUGGUAUCUUUCGUCAAUAUCUCCCUCUCUGGUCGAGAGCAACCGGAAAAAUCGAGAUGGCAUUUGUUCAACGACUUUUUGGUCACUGAAGUGGAUCAGGAUGAAGCCCUUCGCUUUACGCAGCCUUGGAAGCAACCUUGUGUGUUGGCUUUCCAGGUCCGUGAUACAAAUCACGCUGUUGAUGAUUCAUGGAAGAAAUCUCUUGACACUACGCUCUUGUUCCGCGAGUGGUCAUUGAACGGUGGGCAUCAAGUUGAUACCUGCCGCAAUCUUUCUGAAGCAGAGAAGCCUCAGGCUGGCACUCCCGUGGCCCUGGAUACCGAAUUCGUGGACCUUGAAAAGGCCGAGAUUGAUGUCAAGGCAGAUGGAUCACAGGAAAUGGUUCGGCCGAAUAAGAGUGGCCUUGCCCGAGUUUCCGUCCUACGGGCUUCAGGCAUCGACGAAGGUGUGCCGUUCAUUGAUGACUACAUCACCAUCCGGGAGCCAAUCGUGGACUAUGUAACUCAGUAUUCUGGUAUCAAACCUGGUGACCUGGAUCCACGAACCAGUGAGCACAACUUGGUGCCGUUGAAGGCGGCUUACAAGAAACUCUGGCUGCUGUUGAAUCUUGGCUGUGUUUUUGUUGGCCAUGGAUUGGCCUCGGACUUCCGCAAGAUCAAUAUUAAAGUGCCGAAGUCUCAAACCGUCGACACUCAAUACCUCUUCUUCCAUCCUGGCAAGAACCGCCGCCUCAGCCUUCGCUAUCUCGCUUGGGCUGUCUUCAAAGAAUACAUCCAGGAAGAACCCACCACCGAAACAAUACAGGGACAUGACUCGAUUGAGGACGCUCGCAUGGCUAUGCGCCUCUGGAAGAAGUUCCAAGAGUACGAGGAUGCUGGAAUUUCGGCACAGAUGCUCGAAGAGAUUUUCCGCGAGGGCCAGAAACUGGGUUUCCGACCUCCUCCCAGGAACGGCACCGCAGCAGUCCUCUCUCGACCCGGUACGGCAAUCACAAUGUCGAACGACAGCGGUCGAAAUACCCCCAGUGCAACGGAUGCCAGCGCUCCUGCUGCUACAUCGGCAGGAAAUGCGGCAGCGGCAAAUCCUGCCCCUACAAGUGCUCCUACAACACCCCGCCAGGCUUUCCGAAGAUCCAUUGCUCUAACCCCCAGCAAUGGCAGCUUUUCGGGACCAGGAACUGGUGAUUUCUUUGGAGGAAGCCCCCUUCGAUAG
Messenger RNA from Penicillium cosmopolitanum, 3516 nucleotides. It is a transcript of the gene pan2n2, whose product is annotated as poly(A)-specific ribonuclease. The transcript is spliced from 3 exons. Gene Ontology annotation, cellular component: P-body; PAN complex. The coding region runs from base 1 to 3516 and encodes 1171 amino acids. Gene Ontology annotation, biological process: mRNA processing; nuclear-transcribed mRNA poly(A) tail shortening. Lineage: Eukaryota; Fungi; Ascomycota; Eurotiomycetes; Eurotiales; Aspergillaceae. Gene Ontology annotation, molecular function: nucleic acid binding; protein binding; poly(A)-specific ribonuclease activity. The record is from RefSeq and is a predicted model, not a curated record.